AUGGCUUAUUUCGGGAACAUAGAUACCAUCAAUGUCACUGCCUUGCCAAUGGUGCCAGUAGACGAGCACCUGACUGUCUCCCUCGCUGCGCGGAACGCGAUGAAGAAUGCCGCAAGGAAGAAUCUGGAAGACAACCCACCCUCCUGCCUUAUUGGUUCCAUCCACCAGGUGAACGAAACGAUUGGGGAGCUAGAUCUGAGUCCCAAUGCGUUGGCCAACAACCUGGCAAUUGAGAGAUUUGAGUUGGAGAAGAAGGCUUUGAGAGAGAAAAGUCACGGCGACCCGGGAGACAGAGACAAGAGUCACAGAAAAUCGCAGCAUAUUUGCAGAGGCUCGGAAUCUAGGAAUGUCAAAUCUUUCAUCAAUAAAAGGAAAACAGCAGAUAAAAAUCUGCUGGUGGAGCUGUACCAGCACCCACAUAAAUUUAACAGCGCUGUGCCGAACAGGCUUCCAAAUGGGGUGAACUUCUGUGACAUGGUGGGCAAUGUGGUCCGGGCUGAGAGAAACCGCCUUAGUGGCAAGUCUUUCUGUUCCGAUAGAGAAUUAGAGAAGUUUCUCUCUUCUCCUUCUCCAAGAGCCAUAUGGCUGGAUAGCUUCUGGUGGAUCUUUCACGAGAGGUACCAGCCAAACAAGGAGAUCCAGAAUAAGCUGUUUGAUCGGAUAUCCCAACACUAUGCGUCUCUCUUGUUGCAUGAAUCCAAAUCCCACUAUGAAGAGGCUCUCUUGAAAAGGCUGCCAUCUCUUCUGAGUAAAGCCCUGUACACCAGCUUCUGUUGCUGCUUCCCACAGUCCUGGUUCAACACGCACGAUUUCAAGUCGGACAUCUGCAACACAAUGAGCCUGUGGAUUUCGGGUAUAUAUCCUUGCCUACAGAGCUAUAACAGCUGGGACUACUCGGAACUAGAUCCAGAGAGAUUCCGGAGAGAAGAAUUAAUUGUGCAGAGAAAACGACUGUUAAAGAGAAGAGAGUUUCCUUUGUCCACUUCUAAGAGCUAUGCCUUCCAGAAGUCUACCCAGAGCAAGGAAGCCCAGGGCCCGAAGUCUUCCUGUAUAAAUUCAACCACGGAGAAAGGUCCUGUGGCCCAGAAGAAAUCACGGGAUGGCUCACAAACACAGAAUGCCACGAAAGAGAAUCACCGGCAGACUCUGGUCUUGAGGAAAGCUGCAAAACAAGUCAAGAGGAUAUCAGAAGCAAGAGAAUUUGAGAAUAUGCUUCCCAAGCAGUCUUACCCAGCCUGCAAAAGCCCCGAGCCGACUUUGAACUUCUUCAACAUUUACGGGAAGAGCCCUCUGAUUGUGCACUUCCUCCAGAACCACGCCAGUCUGCAGCAGCACGGCAAAGACAUGUUGAUAGUCAGAAGGGAAAAAACCAAGAGCAUCCCUGAGUCCAUCCUGACGUACGCCGAGGUCAUCGAACUGACCCUGAUCAACAUGAAGAAACGGAAGGAAAACCUUCGUGUGCUGAACUGGCUCCACUGGAAUGAAUGGAGUUACUUUCACGAAUACCUAAAGGCACUACAAGAAAACUUCCUCAGGGAGGUGAAGAAUAUCGAUCAAAGAGCAUUGGAUCAAAAGAAGGCAAAUCGCAUGUUCAUCCAACCUUCAACCUUCAUUGAAGAGUCCCCCGACAAGAAAUUUAGAGGAAGCCAUGAGAGGGAGAUGGCGUUUAUUUCAAGGAAGGACACCAAGGAGUCAAAACCAACUCAGAAAAAGGAAGUCAGUUUCCAUAACCCCUCACCUUGUAACACACCUGGAUGA
This is a messenger RNA of Puma concolor (puma), 1758 nucleotides long. The record is from RefSeq and is a predicted model, not a curated record. NCBI's taxonomy places the organism in Eukaryota, Metazoa, Chordata, Mammalia, Carnivora, Felidae.